Messenger RNA from Empidonax traillii (willow flycatcher), 2822 nucleotides. RefSeq names its product nuclear factor, erythroid 2 like 1 (gene NFE2L1). Lineage: Eukaryota; Metazoa; Chordata; Aves; Passeriformes; Tyrannidae. Bases 223 to 2505 code for a protein of 760 amino acids. Gene Ontology annotation, molecular function: DNA-binding transcription factor activity, RNA polymerase II-specific; RNA polymerase II cis-regulatory region sequence-specific DNA binding. The transcript has 6 exons. Gene Ontology annotation, cellular component: nucleus. Gene Ontology annotation, biological process: regulation of transcription by RNA polymerase II. The record is from RefSeq and is a predicted model, not a curated record.
AGCCGCUGAUGAAAUCGCAGCCGGGAGCGGAGGAGUCUUUGGACCUUCCCAUGGUCGGGACCUUUGACUCAUAAAAGGUUCCUUCAAAAAGCUUCGGGAGCAGAAGAGGGGAAGGAAGAGCAGCCGCAGCAGGAGAGGGGCAGAAGGAGCAGAGCCCGACCCGGAGCGUGGGGAAUCAGGGGGGGAGAGAGGAAGGCGCUGUAUGUGGAGUUUUUGGACAAGAUGCUUUCUCUGAAGAAAUACUUCACCGAAGGCCUCAUCCAGUUCACCAUCCUGCUCAGCCUAAUCGGGGUGCGUGUGGACGUGGACACCUACCUGAACUCCCAGCUCCCUCCUCUGCGGGAGAUCAUCCUGGGCCAGAGCUCUGCCUACACCCAGACCCAGUUCCACAACCUGAGGAACACCUUGGACGGCUAUGGCAUCCACCCAAAGAGCGUGGACCUGGACUAUUACUUCACCGCCCGCCGGCUGCUCAGCCAGGUGAGGGCCCUGGACCGGCUGCAGGUGCCCAGCACCGAGGUCAGUGCCUGGCUGGUGCACAGGGAUCCCGAGGGGUCCGUGUCCGGGGGGCAGCCCAGCGCUGGCCCUGGCCUGCAGGACAGCAGCAGCACUGACAGCGGGGUGAGGGAGAGCGGAGCCGAGCAGGGAUUCGGGGAGGAACUCGAGGAUUUGGGAGCCGUGGCUGCGCCGGCGAACGGAGACCUCACCAAGGAGGACAUCGAUUUGAUUGACAUCCUGUGGAGACAGGAUAUUGAUCUCGGCGCUGGGCGAGAGAUUUUUGACUACAGCCACCGGCAGAAAGAGAGCGAAGUGGACAAAGAGCUGAGCGAUGGGAGGGAGCGCGGGGACAGCUGGAGGAGUGCAGGGACUGAGGUCUUGGAUAGAAACCUGCUAGUUGAUGGAGAGACCGGGGAGAGUUUCCCUGCGCAGGUGCCCGGUGCGGAGGAUCAGACAGCCCUGUCCGUGGAGGAGUGCCUUAGGCUGCUGGAGGCCACCUUGCCUUUCGGGGAGAGCUCGGAGUUCCCAGCCGCGGAUGUCUCCGCCCUGAGCGAAGCCGUGCCCGGGCAGAGCCGGGCCCCCCCCACCCUGCUGUCCCCCCUCCUGGCCGAGAACGAGUCGCCCUUCGACCUGGAGCAGCAGUGGCAGGACCUCAUGUCCAUCAUGGAGAUGCAGGCGAUGGAAGUGAACUCCACGACGGGCGAGAGCCUGUUCGGCGGCACCGGCGGAGACCUCCUGGCGUCCAACUACAGCCUGGCCCCCGGCACCCCCAUCAACCAGAACGUCAGCCUGCAUCAGGCCUCGCUGGGCAGCUGCUCCCAGGACUUCUCACUCUUCAGCUCCGAGAUCGAGAGCCCCUCCAUGGCGGGCGGCUCGGCCCUGCUCCAGCUGGCGCCGGACAACUCCACCGGCCUCAACAGCACCUUCGGCUCCACCAACCUGAGCGGGAUCUUCUUCCCGCCCCACAUGAACAGCACGGGCAACGAGACGGCCGGGCCCGAGCUGCCCGACCCGCUGGGAGGGCUCCUGGACGAGGCCAUGCUGGAUGAGAUCAGCCUCAUGGACCUGGCCAUCGAGGAGGGCUUCAACCCCGUGCAGGCCUCGCAGCUGGAAGAGGAGUUCGACUCCGACUCAGGUCUUUCCCUGGAUUCUGGCCACAGCCCCGCUUCUCUGAGCAGCUCGGAAGCCUCAUCCUCCUCGUCCUCUUCCUCCUCCUCCUCGUCCUCCUCCUCGUUUUCCGAGGAAGGGGCCGUGGGCUACAGCUCCGACUCGGAGAACGUGGACUUCGAGGAGGCGGAAGGGGCGGUGGGAUACCAGCCGGAGUACAGCAAGUUCUGCCGCAUGAGCUACCAGGACCCGGCCCAGCUCCAUUACCUGCCUUACCUGGAGCACGUUGGCCACAACCACACCUACAACAUGGCCCCGGGGGCCCUGGAUCCCGAGGAGCCCAAAGUCCCCAGCGCCGGCAAGAAGAGCGGCGGCCCCAAGGAGAAACCGUCCGAGUUCCUGGACAAGCAGAUGAGCAGGGACGAGCACCGAGCCAGGGCCAUGAAGAUCCCCUUCACCAACGACAAGAUCAUCAACCUGCCCGUGGAGGAGUUCAACGAGCUCCUGUCCAAGUACCAGCUCAGCGAGGCCCAGCUCAGCCUCAUCCGCGACAUCCGCCGGCGCGGCAAGAACAAGAUGGCGGCGCAGAACUGCCGCAAGAGGAAGCUGGACACCAUCCUCAACCUGGAACGGGACGUCGAGGACCUGCAGCGCGACAAGUCCAAACUGCUCAGGGAGAAGGUGGAGUUCCUCAAGUCCAUCCGGCAGAUGAAGCAGAAGGUGCAGAGCCUGUACCAGGAGGUGUUCGGGCGGCUGCGGGACGAGCAGGGGCGGCCCUACUCGCCCAGCCAGUACGCGCUGCAGUACGGCAGCGACGGCUCCGUCCUGCUCAUCCCCCGCGGCCCCGCCGAGCCGCAGCCCCGGCGCCAGGACCGCAAGCAGAAGGACCGCAGGAAGUGAGGGCGGCAGGGAGAGCAGGAGCGGGACACUCGCCACGAGGGAGAGAACUGGAGAAGGGCCGAGCCUGGAAGUAACUUUUAGAGGAACUUUCACGCCUUCUUAUCCGAUAUAUCUUCUCAACCACGCGCGGGGGGGAUCUGGCGCUGCCGGACGCUGCGGGGGCCGCGGGGGGCCGAGGUUUUUGGGGGGUUUGUUGGAGGGACGGAGCCCCCCCCCCCCCCCCACGCUGCCCAGCCCGGAGCCUCCCACAACCCGGGAUCCUUGGAGCGCAGGGACGAGCUGGCAACGCUGCUGGGGAGGUUGGCAGAGGUGGAAAA